Salvia splendens (bonfire salvia) is the source of this 2293-nucleotide messenger RNA. RefSeq names its product glutamyl-tRNA reductase-binding protein, chloroplastic. The transcript has 12 exons. Bases 1196 to 2014 code for a protein of 272 amino acids. The record is from RefSeq and is a predicted model, not a curated record. Lineage: Eukaryota; Viridiplantae; Streptophyta; Magnoliopsida; Lamiales; Lamiaceae.
AAAUUAAUGUCAUAGGUAGAGAGACUUGAAUCAGACGCUUCACCAUAGAUUUGCCUUCCCCAUCGACAAAAAAGAAAAAGGAAAAACAUAAUCAUCCACUAAAAAAUCGGAUCGAAAUGGUGUUCAACAGCCCAGCAAUCGUAGCGGUGGCCCAGCUGUCGGCGAAUGCGUGCCAAUACAUAGCGUGCAAUCCGGAGCGCCUCAGCGCCGAUCAAGUGCUCAACCUCCUCUUCUGCUUCCCCUUUCGCCACCUCCGCCGCCUCGCCUUCUGCAUCUGGACCUUCUUCUGCUUCCCCCUUCCCAGCAACCCCUAUCUAUCCUCUUCUUCCUCCUCUUCUUCUUCCCAAUCCGAUCUUGACCCCGAUCUACACUCCGAUUGAUUUCUCAUGAUCUGAAUAAAAGAAAAAGGUUCUGUUGUAUUUACUAGAUCUAUAUAGGAGACUAUGUAAAGUUAUAAAUGUUGUCUUCAAAAUAUAUCAUUUGCGUUGAUGGAUGGAUGGAUGUUGCGGUUGCUAAUAUUUGAAAUUUGACAAUAAAGAUUGUAUUUUGGUCACUCUGUUGUGGUAACUGUAUAAAUUUGAUGUUGGAGAUGUGGCUUCUGGCAAUAACAAUGAUAAUGAUAUGAGGAAGUUGUUCCUUCUGCAUCUUUGAUCAUGGUUAGUUAAUACGCACUGUUGUUUAUUAGAACCACUGAAUUCACAUUCUGUAAUCAAUCAAAUUAUAAUAUUUAUACCGUUUGUCACGGCAAGCUGUUUUUUAAUAGAAAAAAGGAACUCUCUUGUGAACAUCUAGAGUCUUCAUCAGCAACCAUGUGGAGUGUAUUUCCUUUUUUUUAAGCUCCAUGAAUCCCAUACCUAGAUAAUGGAGCAUGUGUGUAUUGGGCCAUUUUGUGAUGUCGGAUGUAAAUGAUCAAUCCCCACUUUCGAAGUAUUUCUAUGAUUGUUUCAAAUACAUACUAACUGGAAAAGUUGUCGAGAAAAAUAGGCUUGUUUUUAUCAGUAUCGCUAUGAUUACCAAUCAAUCAAUAGCUGACUGAGCAGGACAGCCGAAGCCAUGCUUUUCCAACACAUCAUCAAUGCCAUUUAAUUAAUUUAACUAAGUCAAUAUAUGGGAAGAAGAGUGUUCUAGAUUAAUCACUCACCCACCCUCUUCUCCUCUACCUUCUUCCCUCAUCAAUCUCUUUGGCAUCAUCGCCAUGGCCAACCAAUCCCAGGUUUCGCAUCAUAACGAAGAAGCCAAUCUUUCUCAACUCUUCCAUGAUCAUCAGUUAAAGGCGACUAGGCUUCCCCCUAUCGAGGAGGUUAGGACACUCCUUCAUCAUAGUGUCCGGGGAUUUCUCUCCUCCUUGUCUCGGGAGCACCAUGGUUAUCCAUUCGGGUCCAUGGUUGACUUUGCUUGUGAUGCUUACGGAUCUCCCAUAGUUGCUGUUAGUAACUUAGCAGAUCAUACAAAGAACCUUGUAGCCAAUCCAAAAUGCUCAUUACUUGUGGCAAAAGAUCCGGAUGACAGGUCUGACCUUAUUGUUACUAUUCAGGGAGAUGCUGUCCCGGCUGAUCACAGCAAUAUGGAAGCUAUUCGGACUGCAUACAUGACUAAGCAUCCAGAUGCAUUCUGGGUGGACUUUAGCGACUUCCAGUUCUUGCGCAUUGAACCUAAAGUUGUACAAUAUGUCGCAGGUGUCGCAACAGUUUCACAAGCAUCUGGAGAACUCAGCAAUGCGGAGUUUAGAACUGCAAAAGUGGAUCCUAUAUAUCAAUUUUCUAAGCCUAUAACAUCUCACAUGAAUAAGGAUCAUGCAGAUGACACAAAGCUGAUUGUGCAGCACUCUACGUCCAUUCCGGUGGAAUUUGCAACCAUGUUGGACGUAGACAGUCUUGGUUUCACUGUGAAGGCUGGCUAUGAAGGCAAAACAUUCAAGCUUCGAAUCCCUUUUACUAGGCGUGCAACAGAGAGAAAGGACGUGAAGACUCUUAUUAUAGAAAUGCUGCAAGCAGCCAAACAACAGAUCAAUUGAGGGAAACCUCUUUUAGUAAUAUCGAUAUUUCUUCAUCUGGUUGAGGUUGUGACCCUCUUCCUCUGUUAUCCCUAUGCCAUAGGCGCCUGCUUCCUGGGAACUUUUUUCUUGUCAUUCAGAUAAUUGAAGUUUACCCUUGUAGAUGGUUAUAAUACAAGAGUGAUUGCGAUUUUGGAGAAUCAUUAUUAGUCCUAUUUUGUGAACUUGUUGUAAAGAGUGUUUGCUCUCAUUAACUUCAUCAUUUCUCAUCUGGUCAGGGAUUUGGUUGACAUUUCGGCU